AUGGGUUUUUGGAGCAGCAAUAAUAAUAAUAAGGAACCCGAGGAGGAAACCAAGCUUCCUCCUCCUCCGCCACCUCCCCAGCCUCCCACAAAAAAACCCACUCGGGACGAACAGGCUGACGCCGAGCUCGCCGAGUUUAUAGCGGCCUUUGACAAGGAGCAGAGUAGCGGCAGCUCUAAAGACCCCAGAAAACGGGAUGGGCGGGACCGGGGGGAAGUUGAGGAGGAGGAUGCGUCGCUGGGGUCUUCGUUUCCGGGUGAAAUGAACUGCAUCACGGCGUUCGAUGAAAUGUACUACUGCUAUUCCGUGGGAGGGCAGUUCUUGAAUGUGUAUCGAUAUGGUGAGUUGAGGGAUUGCUCGCAAAAGAGCCAGGACUGGAGGUUUUGCAUGAGGGCGAAGAUGUAUGGGCCUGUGACGAGAAAGGCGAUGAUAAUGGCCCGUAACAAGGAAAGAGCAGCUAAAUACAAAACGGGCGCCAGCAGUGAGGAUGUCUGGAAAGUCAGGAAGACGCCGUUGGAGAACGCAUUUCAGGAUAUGCCGCCGACAAUAGAAGAGCUUGAGAAAAUGACGACUACCCAGAUAUCAUAG
This is a messenger RNA of Morchella importuna, 588 nucleotides long. RefSeq lists its product as uncharacterized. Bases 1 to 588 code for a protein of 195 amino acids. NCBI's taxonomy places the organism in Eukaryota, Fungi, Ascomycota, Pezizomycetes, Pezizales, Morchellaceae. The record is from RefSeq and is a predicted model, not a curated record. The transcript is spliced from 3 exons.